Messenger RNA from Micropterus dolomieu (smallmouth bass), 497 nucleotides. Its product is annotated as OTU domain-containing protein 5-A-like. The transcript has a single exon. NCBI's taxonomy places the organism in Eukaryota, Metazoa, Chordata, Actinopteri, Centrarchiformes, Centrarchidae. The annotation marks the transcript as partial. The record is from RefSeq and is a predicted model, not a curated record.
CCCCGUCAGAGUGUGUUGAUGUUUUGUGGAGUGACGGGCUGGAGGAAGAAGGAGCCGCGUUUUGUUUUUGUUCAAACAAACCGUCGAAAAGGAGCCGAGCCGCGGUUCCAGCGGUCCGUUUGGGUUCGUUAAGAGCCUUAGCUCGGUGAUCAGAGCCGCGGGACCGGGUCCGAGGGCCGACACACCGCAGCAUUUGAUCCAGAACGGGAGGACUCGUCACCCUCUGACCCCCUCCCUGCCUCCCUCCCUCCCUCACACACCACCAUGACGAUUCUCCCGAAGAAGAAGCCCAGCUCCGGGGUCGGCGUCUCGGACCACGCCGAUGACAGCGACCGUCGGAGCGGCUCAGACCCGCACCAGCACCCGCACGCCGGGCGGACCGGAGCCCGGCCGAGGGCGUCCCCGCCGCCGUGGUCCUACCAGCCCGCUCCGCCCUCCGCAAGGGACGACAGGCGGAGCAUCGAGGCGAGCUCCCGGCCGCAGCAGGCCUCUCCGCC